Molecule: messenger RNA, 943 nt
Organism: Serinus canaria (Common canary)
Lineage: Eukaryota; Metazoa; Chordata; Aves; Passeriformes; Fringillidae
Gene: CENPA
Product: centromere protein A
Exons: 4
Coding region: 192-590 (132 amino acids)
Cellular component (GO): nucleosome
Molecular function (GO): DNA binding; structural constituent of chromatin; protein heterodimerization activity
Source: RefSeq, a predicted model, not a curated record
GCGCCCCGAUUGGCGCUCGGAGGGAAGUGACGUCACGACCGGCGCGGCGGGGGAUUUGAACGACGCGGCGCGGUGGAUCCCGGGAGUGGCGAGGGGGCCCCGGACACCUGAGUUCGCCCUGACUCUCCCUUCCCCAGCCACCGGCUUCCCUUCUGAACUCGCCCUGACCCUGCGGUGGACUCGGCCCCAAAAUGCCCCGCCCCAAACCCACUCCCCGGCGGCUCCGGGGUUCCCCAGCCCGCCCAUCGCCCCGGCCGCGGGCACGCAGGCGCCGCCCAGGUCAGCGGGCAUUGCAGGAAAUCCGCAAGUACCAGAACAGCACCCGCCUGCUGCUGCGCCGCGGCCCCUUUGCUCGCCUGGUGCGGGAGAUCUGCCUACUCUUCACGCGUGGGGUUGAUUACCGCUGGCAGCAAAUGGCCCUGAUGGCACUGCAGGAGGUUUUGGGACACAGGCAGCAGAGGCCUUCAUGGUGCGGUUGCUGGAAGAUGCUUACCUGUGCUCACUCCACGCCCGCCGAGUCACCCUGUUCCCCAAGGAUCUGCAGCUGGCCCGGCGCCUGCGGGGACCUGAGGCAGGGGGCACCUGAAUGAGGACCCCCUGGGGGUCUGUCCUGACAAUCUCACACCCAUAAUCUUACUGGGACCUCCUAUGGGACCAUCAUGCUGAGACUCCCCCACCAUGGGGUCCCCCAAAUCCCCCACAUGGACCCACCCCAUAGACUCCCCCACCUCAGGAUCCCCAACAACCCCUUCAGGGACCCAUCCCAGGGUAGAGGUCCCCUUCCUUAGUCCGGCACCCCUGAGAUUAUUGAGGACCCCUACCCAUGAUCUCCCUGGAACUCCCAUCACCAGUAUGCCAGUCCCAGGGAAACCUACCCAGAACCUCCACCCUAGUGGAGGCCCUCCCAGUUCUGCUGUACCCCAAUAAAUGUUUGUGACCCCUA